Messenger RNA from Aphis gossypii (cotton aphid), 7089 nucleotides. RefSeq names its product NFX1-type zinc finger-containing protein 1-like. Gene Ontology annotation, molecular function: zinc ion binding; helicase activity. Gene Ontology annotation, cellular component: nucleus; nuclear RNA-directed RNA polymerase complex. The transcript has 16 exons. Gene Ontology annotation, biological process: regulatory ncRNA-mediated heterochromatin formation. NCBI's taxonomy places the organism in Eukaryota, Metazoa, Arthropoda, Insecta, Hemiptera, Aphididae. Bases 725 to 6955 code for a protein of 2076 amino acids. The record is from RefSeq and is a predicted model, not a curated record.
CGAUAUGUUUGUAAUAAUAAUAAUACGUCGCAUACAGAUAAGUCGCCGUACAAUAACAUUGUCGGGGACGUUUGACAAAUGUUGCAAACGUUGUAGAAAACGUAAUAUUAUACUCUUUGGUCUUUCCCACGAUGUUGGCACUACGGGCAUCAUGGGUGCUGGCCGGCAUGGAGGGACCCGUACCUACGGCUCACAUUGUCACAGACAUACUACGCAUAUUGUUAUUAUUAAUUGUUUAUUUUCACUAGUGCACUACGCUGUAGACGGUGUACGACGAUUUACAGUACAACGGCCGUCCGUCUGUAUUCCUUCACGACAUACGCGUACCGGUUAGUCGAUGCAUUAUCUAUCGAGUGUUUAGUCAGUCAGUCAGUGUAUUUAAGAUUGCCGACAGGGCGACAGUCUAAUAGUUUGUACCUCAUAGACAAUUAAUAGGCGCCAACAGUGUAAUAGCUGUCCGUCUCCUUCGCCGGACUGAUGAUUGUUUGAUCGAACAAACCUCGUGUUACGGCUGGUAUUUUAAUCUGUCAGUUAUAUUUAUGACCAUUACGUCUUGCGAAACGGUAAUACCUUCUGUAUACAAUAUUAUAUUUCAAAUAUACCUAAAUUUAUAUCAUUAUACAAACAGUAAUUAUGUUUAUAGCCAUUAUCAAAGGUACACAGUACACACACAAUAUUUGAUACAAAUGUAAAUCUGUGACUAACCAUAGAUUAGUGAAAUAUCAUGUUUAAUAAGAGACAGAACGGCAAUCAAGCUCAAAACUACCAUCCUAGAAAAUCCAGAACAAAUCCAUUAGUAAAUACAGAAAACGUCCAAUUUGAUUUUAAAUCGCUUAAUCAGCAAAAUGGACAGUCACAAUCGAGUGGUUCCAAUACUAAUGAGGAACAAAGAAAAACAAACCGACAUCCAGAUAAUAGACAAGAAAAUUGGAGAAAAAAUCAAAAUCGUGAAAAUCAACAAUCACAGUCGACAUCAACACGUAAUUUAGAAAAUCGACAAGAUCAAUGGAGAGUUAAUAAAAAUUCAGAAAUGAGACGAGAAAGAGGAAGAAAAAAUGAAUUUCAUCAACAACAAGACUUUAAUAAUGACACUAUUAAUACUAAUAAAAACAAUUUUAAAAAUAAAUUUUUUUUUGGAUUCAAACGUCUUGAAGAAUUAUGCGAUAAGGAACCUUCUGAAAUUAUAUUUGUGAUGUCUAAUAAAACUAAUGGAUUUAUGGAUUUAUUCAAACAAAAUAAAGAACCAGAUUGGAUAUUCUUGCUUAUGAAAGUUUCAGCUAAGGUUUGUUCUUCAGAAUAUAUGCAAAACAAAAUUUCUUUACUAACAGAAUUAACAUGUAAUCAAUUUUUUAAUCAUAUAAAAUCCUAUAUAUUGAGUACACCUACAGAAAAAAAUCAAAAUCGAUGCAACAAUAUGAAUACAUUUUAUGAAGAUUGCUUAGUAGUUUUUAAAUCUAUAACUAUAUUAUUUCCAAAAACAGCAGAAGAAAAAUUGAAGGAGAUAAUAGUUAGUAGUAAUAUUGCUUUAACUGGUAUUAAAACUUAUUCUGAUCGUAUUAAAAUAAAUGAAACUACAAUCGUUGAAAUGAAUGAAUUACUACAAAAGUUGAAUGAAACUAAAUUGACCGAUGAAUUAAAAUUAGAAGAAAAAAAUAUGAUUGAAAAUAUGGUUCAAACAAUGCCUCCCCCUGAAAAUUUUAGGGAACUAACAGUAUAUCCAACCGCAAUUGAUCUUGAAUAUGGUGAACCAUUUUUACGACCUAAUAUCUCAAAAGGAGCUUAUCAAAAUAUAGAGCACUAUUUGGAUGUUCAAUUUCGUCUUUUGCGUGAAGAUUUUAUUGCUCCACUACGAGAAGGAAUACAUUUUUAUAAAGCUUCAAUAAUAAAUGAUCAACAUCAACCUCAACGCCGAAAAAAAAUAAAUAAUAUUCGUGUUUAUCGAGAUGUUGAAUUUCAAAAAGAAGGUGAAUUUGUUCGUGAUAAAUAUGGUUAUCUAAUAAACUUUGACAUAAAACAAAAAUUAAAAAUCAACUGGGAAAUGGCUAAACGUUUCAUGUAUGGUUCUUUAUUGGUAUUUUCUGUUAAUGAUUUUAAAACUUUUUUUUUGGGUAUUGUUUUGGAGCGAAAGAUUGAACUUUUGAAACAAGGAAAAUUGAUUGUGGAAUUAUUAGAAGAUGCAAAACCUUUAUUUGAUACAUCUCUUACCAUGGUAGAGAGUGAAGUAUUUUUUGAACCAUAUAAAUGUUCAAUGGAAGCUCUUAAGAAUAUUAAUGCUCAUAAUUUUCCAAUGGAAAAAUAUAUAAUAUCAGCUUCUAAAAUAGUAGAUUAUCCAUACUACAUAGAUACAUUAUCUCAACGGUUAUAUUCUAUUGAUAAUCUCCCAAAAUUCUUUCCUCUAAAUGAUUUUCAAUGGCCUAAUAAAGAACAAUUAGAACUUGAUGAAAUGCAAUUUAGAGCAUUCAAAGCAGCACUAACUAAAGAAUUUACUGUCAUACAAGGGCCUCCUGGUACAGGAAAAACAUUUAUUGGUUUGAAAAUCAUGAAAACAAUUAUAACUAAUUUAUAUAACAAAAGCACAAUUGACAAUAUUAAUCCUCAUCUAUUAAAACCAAUUUUAGUAGUUUGCUAUACAAACCACGCAUUGGAUCAAUUUAUGGAAGGUAUUUUAAGUUUCACAAAUAAAGUUAUAAGAAUUGGUGGUCAAUCUAAAUCCAAAAUUAUAGAAAAUUACAGCUUAAGAAAUAUUACUCAAAGGUACAAAAGGUCCGUUAUUACUAAUAGAGGUCUAAGAAAUGUUCAAGAUCAAGUCAAAAUAACUAUGGAUAACAUAAACUAUUUUAAGAAAUGCAGUGAAGUUGUAGGAUACAAUGCGGGAAUUUUAGAACUAUCACUAUUAAAAAAUGGUAUGCCUAAAAAAUAUCAUAAUUAUUUUAGAACUACCACAGAUCUUCUCACUUGGCUAUUUCAAGAUUUAAAUUAUUUUGAUAUUGACCCGAUUGGGUUUAUAACUGAGAUUAGACCUGAUUUGAUUAAUAAAGUUUUUCAUUCUGAAAAAUUGUUGAGAAUUGAAGAAGAAGUGGACGAAGAUGAUGAUGAAAACUGUAGAUAUGAACCAGAUUAUUUAGAUAUAGAAUAUAGUCAUAACAAUAUUGUCGUUUAUAGUAUAACUUUAGAUGACAUAAAAUAUGUUUGCAAGGAACUUCUUGGGGAGAGUAUACAAUUAGAGAAUCUAUUGAAUUUCGAUAUAAGUCAUUAUAGUAAAUCUGAAGAAGCCAAAUUCAACUUUAAUAUAAUGGAAAAGAUACAUGAUUAUUUUGAAAAUAUGUUGAAUUUGGCCAAUGAUUAUAUUGAAUUACCAAAAUCCAUUAGAAAUUUAAAUGCAUUAAGUAUGGAUCAAAGAUGGUCCUUAUACUACAGUUGGGUACGUGAAACAAAAGAAAUGUUUGAUCCAAAAAUAAGAAAUUACGAAGAAAAGUAUACUCAAAUUUAUAAGCAAUAUUCUGAAUUAAGAGAGUUGGAAAAUAUAGAGCUUUUAAAUAAAAUGCAUGUAAUAGCAUUAACUACUACUGGUGCAGCUAAACAUAGAAUAAUGUUGGAAGGUCUAGAGUCACCAAUUGUUGUUGUUGAAGAAGCUGCUGAAGUUUUGGAGGCACAUAUAGUUUCAUCAUUAACAAGACAUUGUCAACACCUUAUAUUGAUUGGAGACCACAAACAACUUCGUCCUAGUAAUGCAGUUUACAAAUUGGCUAAAGAUUAUAAUUUCGAUAUUUCUCUAUUUGAACGAAUGGUCAAUAAUGAUGUACCUUGUUAUACAUUGGGCGAACAACAUAGAAUGCGUCCUGAAAUAGCAUCCCUUAUAACUCCAUCAAUCUAUAAUGAAUUGAAAAAUCAUAUUUCUGUUAAUAAUAGAGUACACAUUCGUGGUGUUACCAAAGAUGUGUUCUUCCUAAACCACAAUGUGUAUGAAAAAGAAGUUGAAGAAAUUUCAAGUAAAAGUAAUGAUCACGAAGCAAGAUUUUUAAUUAUGUUUGCUAGACAUUUAAUUUUACAAGGAUACAAAACUCAUCAAGUCACAAUAUUAACAACUUACAGUGGUCAAUUAUUUCUAAUUCGUUCAUUACGAAAAAAACAUUCAAUAUUAGAAGGCAUGAAAAUAACAGUUGUUGAUAACUAUCAGGGCGAGGAAAGCGAUAUUAUACUACUAUCACUAGUUAGAAGUAAUGAAAAAGGAAAUGUUGGUUUUUUAAAAACUGAAAACAGAAUAUGUGUUGCAUUGUCAAGAGCAAAAUAUGGAUUUUACAUGAUGGGUAACAUGAACAAUUUGUAUAAUUCUGGUAAUUUAUGGAAACAAAUAAAAGAAACAUUGGAAAAGCAGGAUUCAUUUGGUGAUGAAUUAACUUUAGAAUGUGCUAUACAUUCGGGUAUCAUGACAAAGGUUUCAAAGAGUGAAGAUUUCAAUAUAAUUAUGGAAGGUGGUUGUGCCAUGUUAUGUAAAUCAUUGUUGUCCUGUGGUCAUUACUGUUCAUCUGUAUGUCAUUCUUAUGACCGUGAACAUUUAGAAAUGAAAUGCCGGGAGCCUUGUAACAAAUCUUGUGAUUAUAACCACCCAUGUAAUAAAAUAUGUUAUAUGGAUUGUGGAAAAUGCACCGUACCUAUGACAAAAGACUUACCAUGUGGUCAUCAGCCAACAUUACCAUGCUAUGUUGAUAUUGAUACUUAUCUGUGUGAAGAAAUGGUAGAAUCAGUACUAGACUUAUGUGGUCAUACAGUUAUGAGAAAGUGUCAUGACAAAAGUCCAAAUUGUACAGUUAAAUGUAUUAUUCGGUUAGAUUGUGGUCACGCUUGUCAGCGCAAUUGUCACAAGAAUGAUGAUCCAGACCACGAAAAUUAUAAGUGCUUUAAACCUUGUGAAAAUACUAAUAAAAAGUGUUCUUUAAAUCACAAAUGUCGAAAGAUGUGUUAUGAGGAUUGUGCAUCAUGUACAGUUAAAGUUAAAAAAACUCUGCCUUGUGGACACAUAAAAAAUGAUGUACCUUGUGGAUUAGAUUUUAAUGAAAUUAAAUGUUAUCUUCCAUGUAUUCGUCCUUUAAAAUGUCACCAUAAGUGUUUAGCUAAAUGCUAUGAACCAUGUAAACCUUGUGAAAAACUAGUAAAAAAAAUUAUACCGGACUGUGGACACUUAAUUACAAUUAAAUGUAAAACAAUACCACAACGUAAGCAUUGCACCGAGCCAUGUAUACGAGUUUUGAAUUGCGGGCAUUUGUGUAAGAAUCUAUGUGCAAACGAAUGUAUCCCUGAAGAAUGUAAGGAAAUUGUAUUGCAAAAAAAUAGUAAACUCGCUUGUGGUCAUAAUAAAGUUUGGGUAUUAUGUUGUGACAGAGAUAAAGAAUUCAGACUGAAUAGCCAAUAUCUACUUGAUAAAUGCCGCGAACCGUGUCUACAAAAAUUAAAUUGUGGCGAUAUUUGUUUGGGCACAUGUGGAGAAUGUAAGCAAGGCCGAAUACAUAUUCCCUGUAGUGAGACUUGCAACAAGAUAAAUCCGUGCAAUCAUACUUGUAAAUUCCCCUGUAAAGAACGGUGUCCUCCUUGCAAUCAAAAAUGUAUUUAUUCGUGUGUCCAUUCUAAAUGCCCUCGUGUGUGUGGUAACAUAUGUGUACCGUGCAAGGAAAAAUGCGAGUGGGAGUGUCCACAUUUGAAAUGUACCAAAAAAUGUAAUGAAAUUUGUGAUCGAGAACCAUGUUAUGAGCCUUGCACAUUAAAUUUGAAAUGUGGGCAUGAAUGUAUUGGUUUUUGUGGUGAACCGUGUCCUCCUCUAUGUCGCAUUUGUCAAGAAGAAGAAGUUACUACUAUUGUUUUUGGUAAUGAAGAUGAACCAAAUGCAAGAUUUGUUUACUUAGAAGAUUGUAAACAUACCAUCGAAUCAGAAGCUUUAUCUCAAUGGAUAAACCAAGAGGUUAAAGAAAUAUGUUUGAAACAGUGUCCAUUAUGUAAGACACCAAUUUUAAAAACCCAACGUUUCAUGAACCAAGUAAAAGCUACAAUAGCGGACAUUUCAAUAAUAAAAACUAAACAGUAUGGAGAACUAGAUGCUAUUAAAAGAGGAAAGAAGAAAAUAAUUCAAUCAUUAAAAUCUUUAGAUAUUAAUUUUGUUUCAAAUUAUUGUGGUGAUCAAAAUAACGGAUAUGAUAAUAUCAAACUUAUAUGGAAUUCAUUUUGCAAGCCUUUAAUUGCUUCAUUAAACUUUAAAGGAAACAAACGUUCAAACUUCUCUUUACCAGCAAAAGAUAUAGAAUCUUUAAAUUUUGUCGUUGAUUUGUUUAAAACUACUUCAAAGUUCAAAGAAAGAAUUGAAGGUAUUGAUGAUUACCAAAGAAAACAAACAAUCACUGACCAUUUUAAGUGGUUACUUGAAGUUGCUUUUACUUAUUCUAGAUGUCUAUCUAACCAACAGAAAUAUGAUAUAAAUAUGGAAGUUGCAAGAGGUGCUAGGAUAUUACAUCUAUUUGAAAUAAUGUGUACUACAAAGUUUAAGAUGGCAUAUGGACAAACGAUAAAAAAUUCUUAUACAACUGAAUUAAUAGAUUUAGUAGAAAAUAUGGAGGCUCUAUUGAUGUCUUGUAAUGUAUACACUGCCGAUAGUGAAAAAGAAAUAGAAGUAAUAACCAAAUUAAUAAAUGAAAAAUUUGAUGGAUUGGCAAUUAUUACCGACGAAGAGAGAAAUAUGAUACAUAACGCAAUGUUCAGCAGUUUUUCACCAGGUUAUAGAAGUCAGGGUCAUUGGUGCAAGUGUCCUAAUGGACACAUUUAUUGUGUCACAGAAUGUGGAGGACCUAUGCAAGAAGCGGUUUGUCCUGAAUGUAAGGUACCAAUUGGUGGGCGAAACCAUGUACAUGCUCCAGGCGUAACGGUGGCUUCAGAAAUGGAUGGAGCUAGUCAUCUCAUGUUUCAAACUUGAUUAUUAUAAUUACUAAUUAACUCAAAAAUAUGAUAAUAACUGUUUUUAUUUUACCUAUAAUUUUAUAACUUUAUUUGUUUUACUUAAAUUGAAUUACUUAUUCAUUCAAAUAAAUAUGAUUAUAAUAGUUUUCA